CUGAUAACAGUGCUUAUCGCUAUUCAAAGACUGUUGUGUCGUCUUCCAAUCUACCUCAAAUUUACAUUACACUCUUAUUGCCUUGGAAGAUGAGAUCGAUCUUAUUAUGACAAUGGCCAGCUUUAUUACAUUAUAUUCAUAAGAUAAUAUUUUUAAAAUUAAUCUUUCUAAAAACCUUUCAUCUUGUGAAAUAAGGGUCCUAUUUGCCCCAGUAAACAUUUUAAAAACAUAAUAAUAAUAGAAACUUGUUGAAUAUAGAAACGAUAUAAAUAAACGUCCAUGCAACCUGGUUAGAGAUUAACAGAUUACGCGCCAUUUUAAACCAGUUUGCUUGCAUCGAAAUCCGUUCCACACGAUUCCAAGAAGACAACAUUUACCAUUAAGGAAUACACUUGGAGAAGAAUAUUUCUUAAUCCAACCAGCAACGUUUUUGUUAAAAAGCAAAAGAACUGUAAUUUGAAACAUUCCAAUUGAUCCAAAAGCAAAACAAUUUUGUUUUUUGUGUUUUUUUUUUAAAAAUGGAAAAAAGCAAGUUUAAAACAAGGACCUAUUCAUACAACUCCUUAAUUACUUUGAAACCAAACACAGUGGUUGAUGUGUAUGGAAUUGUAAAAUUUCAUAAGUUGCCAUUUAAAACCAAGGGCACUGAUUACUUGAUGAUUGUGACAAUUGUUGAUGAAUCACUGAUUCAAGCUGAUGAAAAGUUAAAAUGUUUGCUAUUUGCACAUGGUGAAGAAAGUUUACCCCAAGUCAAAAUUGGUAGCAUCGUUAGAUUCCACAGAUUACGAGUUAAUCUCCAUAGUGGGGAAUUGCAAGGAUCGAGUGGAAAAGGUUUCUCCUGGUUGGUUGUUGAUAGUCGAAGUGAUGGCUGCCUAGUUCCUAAAGCUUCCAGUCUCAAUUAUACAUUCACAGAUGUUGACCGAAAGAUGAUUGAAAGAUUGUUUUGUGUUAAACAGCAAAAUCAAGAAUUUAGGUGCCAAGAUUUGGUAAAAAGUCUUGAACAACUCAAAGAAGGAAUUUAUUUUGAUUUUGUUUGCCAAGUUGUGGCUGUGUCUGUUGUUGAAGAAGGCGUUUGCUUCUUAAUUCAAGUCUGGGAUGGCACCCGUCCUUCUUGUCCGCUCUUUACUGUUGAAGCAGCAGAAAGGAAUCUGAUUAUGCAAACUGACAUGGAACUAAGGAAAGUGGCCAAAGAUUGGUUGGUUGAUGUCUGUGUCUUUGAUGAUCAUUUUCAAAAAGCUGCGACCAUUAAGCCAGGAAUGUUUAUAAAAUUUUUCAACCUUCAUUGCCCAAAGCAUAAAACUCCGGAUUUAGUUAAUCCACCAGCUUAUGAAGAAUUGGAGCUUGUUCUACAUCGAGGGACAUCUUAUGGUCGGGGCAUAAAGAUACUCUCUGGAACAGAUCCAGAAAUAGAUAAUCUCAAAAAGAGAUUAGAGGAAUUAACCAAGAAAGUGGAAAGAACUCAUACAAGUCUUACAGAUCCUAAGGGUUCCCCUUACAAGACUGUUAAAGGGAUCAAAGUUAAAACAGCUCUUGGUAGUUCUCCCAAUAAGAUGGUGCCACAAACAGUUUUAAGUGAAAUGGCAAAAGAAUCGGAUGACACUUCAGUUGGAAUCAUCGCAAAUAGUCAAUUUAAUAUAGAGAAUUAUGCACCUGAAGCAGUUUUAUCCACUGUCACAGUUAUUCAAGGCCAUCAAUCUGUCAAGUUGUCUCAUUUCUGUGAUGUUAAGAACGCCACUGCUCCCAUGAAAUUCCGUCUUCUGGCCAGAGUUAUGGACUACAGCCCCAAACUUAGCAGCGUAUCAGACUUUUUAAGCUUAUUUUGUCUUCAAUGUCAUUAUCUAACUCCAAUAAAUAAUUACAAUUUAGAACCGUCGACUUUUCAAAUAAAGGAUGGUGUUGAAUAUUACCGCUGCCCCCAUUGUGCCAAGAAGACCAAUUCUAAUGACAUUCCAGUGAUGGAAUAUAUCUUUUUGAUGAAGUUUAUUCUGACAGAUGGCGUCUAUUAUAUCAUCGCCAACCUUUGGAGAGACGAAGCUGUGAAAUUCUUCAAUAACAUAACCCCAUUGGAAUUUAUAUCCGAUGCAGAAGCUAUGAAUAAAGUUAGAGGCUACUUGGAGAGAAUCCAUUCAAGUGAAGGAAGCAGUCAGAAUUUGCCGAUGAUGGAAUGCUGCGUCAAAUCCUUUACUGGACAUAAUUCCGUCUGUUAUGAAAUAUUUGAUACACUUAUUGCUGCCUGAUUGGAAGCAGUGGUUGUUCCAUUGUGCCAUUAAUUAAUGGGGAUCACCUGAACCCAGAACAGAACAUUUCAAGCUAAUGUAUAAAAAAGAACAGUCAGCUUGUUUUGCAACCAUGUGGGUUUUCGGUUCAGUCCCAAUGCGCAGCCUCUUGGGCAAAUGUCUUCUUCUGUAUUCCCAAUCUGACCAAUAUGGAUAAACGAUUGGUUCCCUCUUUCAUUUUCCUCAUUAUAAGCACAGACAAUUCCUUUUUAUGACAAUGUUCUUCAUUUUAUUAUUGAAUUCUUUGGAGAUAUUUGGAUUCCAGCUGAAUGAAAUCUCUCUUCAGGAAUUUCUUUUUUUUAAAACCAAAUGAGAAUUUAGUUUAUUAAUAAAAUUUGUCAAGAAAUACUAGAUCAUACUCAUUGACUAUAUCUUGUUUUGGUCAUUGGACUGUGGCCAUGCUGGGGCACACCCUCGACAGAUUCUCAUCAUACGAAUCGAGUCUAGUGCUUAUUCUAUCAGUCUCUUUUGCUGAAUUACUAAGUUACAGGUGUGUAAACAAACCAACACUGGUUGUCAAGUUAUGUGGUGAUAAACACUUAUAAUAGGCUUCGACACAGUUUCCAUUAUGAGGGAUUGAUUGGCCUGGGGCUACAAUAGUAGACAUUUGGCUUAGGUGCAAUGCAAUAGAAAUGAACCACGUGGAUACGAAGCAAGUUUCUUGACCACACAGCCAUGCUUGACUAUUUUUUUCUUGUUUGGGGGGGGUGCCUCUGAGCCUUCACGGGGCCAUCCAUACUGGUAGGAGGGAGGAGGAUGUCCUCAAACUAGAGUCCUGGUCUAACCUUUUGCAACAGUGUCAGGUGGUGGGGGAUGGUGUUAAACUGGAUAAUGUAGGCCAUAGUUGGAUUUGAACUCAGAACACAAAGAAAAGGAUUAAAUUUCUUCCUCAGAUUCUGCUGAGAUCAACUUUUGUCUGUCAUUCGUUGAUCAAAUGACUAUCAGUCAAGCACCAGGAUUGAUGUGAUUGACUCCCUUGGCCUUCCAAAACUACUGGCCUUUUGCCAAGACUAGAAUUAUUAUUUGGAACAGGAAUUAACUUGAAAUAGGAACGGAAGGUUUUUAAUUUUGUUCACUUCAAAUCAGGAAGAACUAAGGGCAGUUUCAAGGGUUAAAGAUAGGGGCCAUGUUGCUAAGUCUGAAAUAAAGAAAAAAAUUUAAAA
Messenger RNA from Octopus sinensis (East Asian common octopus), 3439 nucleotides. Its product is annotated as protection of telomeres protein 1. Gene Ontology annotation, molecular function: telomerase inhibitor activity; G-rich strand telomeric DNA binding. Gene Ontology annotation, biological process: regulation of telomere maintenance via telomerase; telomere capping. The coding region runs from base 519 to 2237 and encodes 572 amino acids. Gene Ontology annotation, cellular component: chromosome, telomeric region; nuclear telomere cap complex. The transcript has 15 exons. The record is from RefSeq and is a predicted model, not a curated record. Lineage: Eukaryota; Metazoa; Mollusca; Cephalopoda; Octopoda; Octopodidae.